UGUUAUGAGGGCUUCCUCUGUUUCUCUGGCACACUGUGUCUCUGGCAGCGCACCUUCCACACUGAUCCCAGCUGGCAGUCUGGUGUCUCCUUGUCAUAGCCCUGCAGGGACAGUCUGCCAGUGUUUCUAGUUGCUUAGAUUUGAUAGGUUUCAGCGAUGGAUUGCUUCUAUGUCACAAGUGCCUGUGAUCUGACAAGGAAACCAACACCAGGAAGCCACCAUGGAGCCCACUAAGCAGGUCCGGGUUCUGUUCCUUAAUGACAUGGAGAAGUUGGAGAAAAGACUCUUUCGGCUCGAGCAAGGGUUUGAGCUUCAAUUCCGGUUGGGACCCACCCUACAAGGGAGAGAUGUCACGGUGCACACCAACUACCCGCCACCUGGCGGUACCUUUGAUCGGCAGACCUUCUAUCCUCUGCCGUGGCACAACCCAAGUGGCCGGGAGGAGGAUUCCGACAAGUUUUGUAAAAUAGAUUUGAAGAUUGCUGGAUCAUUUCAGUAUCAAUUCAAUCUAUCCAAACAGAGCAGUGGUGACGGUUACAUCAUAGUGGAUCCGGUACUGAGAGUCGGAGCUGAUAACCAUAUCCUUGCCUUGGAUUGCAUCACCAUUCAGACUUUCCUGUCCAAGUGCUUGGGGCCGUUUGAUGAGUGGGAGGACAGGCUGAGGGUAGCCAAGGAGUCAGGCUACAAUAUGGUGCAUUUUACACCCUUGCAGACACUGGGUACUUCUCGAUCUUGUUAUUCGUUGGCCGACCAGUUGAAACUAAAUCCAGACUUCUCUAGACCUGGAAAGACCUAUAACUGGAGUGAUGUUGGGAAACUGGUGGAAAAGAUGAGGAAAGAAUGGAAUAUGCUGAGCAUCACUGACGUUGUGUAUAACCACACAGCGUCUAACAGCAAAUGGCUUCACGAACACCCAGAGUGUGGCUUCAACCUUGUAAACUCACCACAUCUUAAGCCAGCGUGGCUUCUAGACCGAGCGCUAUGGCACCUGACCUGCAGUGUGUCAGAUGGAAAGUACGCUGCCCGAGGACUUCCAGCACUAAUCCAAAAUGACCAGCAGCUAAAUAAUAUCCGUGGCAUCCUAUGGGAGGAAAUAUUCACUAAACUCAAACUCUGGGAGUUUUACCAGGUCAAUGUGGCUAAGGCUGUUGAACAGUUCAGAGCCCUGCUCACAUCUCCAGGUGCACAGAAGCAGGUAGCAAAAUCUGAUAAAAAACAGCUAGUAAUUAUCCAGGACCUGCAAUAUAGACGCUUUGGAAGCACUGUGGAUAUGGACACAGCUCUAAGCACGUUCAUACCAAACAGUAAUGGGCCAGCAGCUAUAGAAGAAUGUUGCACUUGGUUCCGCAAGAGGCUUGAAGAACUGAAUGCGGAGAAACACAGGCAGACGAACUUCCACCAUGAACAGGCAGUGAAUUGCAUUUUGGGGACCAUGACGUAUGAACGGUUGGCAAAUCAGGGUCCAAAGCUUGGAGCUGUCACAAGGAAAGAUCCAAUUGUCACCAGUUAUUUCACUUUCCCAUUUGGAAAUAUGUCCUUAGAAGAGGAGGAGCCACUUAUGCACCAGCCAGAGAAAGGAUGCUACUUCCUGGCACACAACGGCUGGGUCAUGGGGGAUGAUCCUUUGAAGAAUUUUGCUGGACCGGAUUCCAAUGUGUACCUGCGCAGAGAGCUUAUUUGCUGGGGGGACAGCGUAAAGCUGCGCUAUGGUGACAAGCCGUCAGACUGUCCGUAUCUGUGGGAUCACAUGAGGAAAUACACAGAAAUCACUGCCACGCACUUUCAUGGAGUUCGUCUUGACAACUGCCAUUCUACCCCUAUUCACGUUGCUGAGGAAAUGCUGGCCGCAGCCCGGUCAGUCAGACCCAAUCUUUAUGUGAUUGCGGAGCUCUUCACAGGCAGUGAAUAUAUCGACAAUGUGUUUGUCAACCGCCUGGGGAUAACCAGCCUCAUUCGAGAGGCCAUGAGUGCAUACAACAGUCACGAGGAAGGCCGGCUGGUGUAUCGCUAUGGCGGUGAACCGGUGGGAUCCUUUGUGCAGCCUUCCCUCAGACCACUGGUCCCUGGAAUUGCCCAUGCCAUGUUUAUGGACGUCACACAUGACAAUGAGAGUCCCAUUACACAUCGAUCUGCAUAUGAUUCAUUGCCUUCUUCAGCUAUUGUGUCUAUGGCAUGCUGUGCGACUGGGAGUACCAGGGGGUAUGAUGAACUGGUGCCACACCAGAUUUCUGUGGUGUCCGAGGAAAGAUUUUACACUAAGUGGAACCCCAAUGUGGCUGUCCCCAGCACUGGAGAGGUAAAUGCCCGUAGCGGAAUCAUCGCUGGGAAGAAAGCUUUGAAUAAACUCCACCAAGAGCUGGCAGCCCGUGGAUUCAUUCAGGUCUAUGUGGAUCAAGUAGAUGAAGAUAUUGUAGCAGUUACCCGUCAUUCUCCCCAUACACACCAGUCAGUGGUUUCCGUGUCCAGGACAGCUUUUAGAGAUCCUAAAACUUCUUUCUACAGCAAGGAGGUUCCACAGAUGUGCAUUCCAGGAAAAAUAGAAGAAGUAAUCCUAGAAGCCCGGACAGUGGAGCGAAGCGCAGAGCCGUACGAGCAGGAUAAGCAUUUUAUUAAUGGCUUGCCACAAUACACAGUAGAGAUCAGGGAACACAUUCAGCUCGAAGAUAGUAAAAUAGUCAGACAAGCUGGAGUGACAACAAAAGGACCCAAUGAGUACGUCCAAGAAAUAGACUUUGAGAACUUGACUCCAGGAAGUGUAAUUAUAUUCAGGGUGAGCUUGGAUCCCAGUGCCCAGAAAUCUGUGGGCAUCUUGCGCAAUCAUUUGAUCCAGUUCCGGCCACAUUUCAGUUCAGGCAGUCUGGAAGACGACCAACAAUAUCCAAUCUUGACGGUUCCAUUUGAAACGAUUGCAUCUAAGCUGUCUUUGGCUGACCUGAACCAAGUACUAUAUCGCUGUGAUGCAGAGGAGCAGGAAGAUGGGGGUGGUUGUUACAACAUACCAAACUGGACCCCUUUAAAAUAUGCGGGUCUGCAAGGUUUAUUAUCUGUCAUGGCUGACAUGAGACCUAAAAAUGAUUUGGGACACCCAUUUUGUGAUAAUCUGCGUUCUGGAGAUUGGAUGAUUGAUUACAUCAGCGAUCGCCUUAUUGCUCGUGGAGGACCAUGUGCAGAUGUGGGCAAAUGGUUUGCAGCAAUGUUCUCUUACUUGAAGCAGAUUCCACGUUAUCUGAUUCCAUGCUAUUUUGACGCUAUUUUGGUGGGAGCAUACACAACCCUUUUGGAAGCGGCUUGGAAACAAAUGUCCAGCUUUGUACAGAACGGGUCUACCUUGGUGAAGCACUUGGCUCUGGGAUCGGUACAGAUGUGCGGAGUCGGACGAUUUCCUGCCCUUCCUGUCCUGUCACCUUCUCUAACCGAUGUGCCAUACCGUACCAACAACAUUACACAAGAGAAGGAGCAGUGUUGUCCCUCAUUAGCAGCUGGUCUUCCUCAUUUCUCUUCUGGAAUCUUCCGCUGCUGGGGCAGAGACACUUUUAUAUCCCUGAGGGGCUUGCUGCUGAUCACUGGACGGCACAUCGAGGCUAGGAACAUUAUUUUUGCAUUUGCCGGCACUCUGAGGCAUGGGCUGAUCCCCAACCUUCUUGGCCAAGGCACCUACGCCCGAUAUAACUGCCGAGAUGCUGUGUGGUGGUGGCUACAAUGUAUACAAGAUUACUGCAACAUUGUGCCUAAUGGCAUAUCCAUACUGAAGUGUCCCGUCUCCAGAAUGUACCCCAAGGAUGAUUCUACUAAUUUGCCUGCUGGACAAGUGGAUCAGCUCCUGUAUGAGGUUAUCCAAGAAGCCUUGCAGCGCCAUGCACUAGGUAUCAACUUCAGAGAAAGGAACGCAGGGCCCCAGAUUGACAGGAACAUGAGAGAUGAAGGUUUUAACAUCAGUGCUGGGGUUGAUCCAGUGACUGGCUUUGUGUAUGGAGGGAACCGACUGAACUGUGGGACAUGGAUGGACAAAAUGGGGGAAAGUGAAAGAGCCCGAAAUAAAGGAAUCCCAGCCACACCAAGGGAUGGCUCUGCUGUGGAGAUUGUCGGCCUAAGCAAAUCAACUGUGCGCUGGCUAAGGGACUUGCAUCAGCAGGAUGUAUAUCCAUACAAAGGAGUCACAGUCCAGAGGGAAGGAAAAGAGGUGCUGUAUACGUUUAAUGAGUGGAAUCAGCACAUACAAAAUCACUUUGAAAGAUAUUUCUACGUCUCUGAGAACCCUUCUGAUCCAAACGAACAACGUCCAGACCUGGUUCACAAGCGCUGUAUUUAUAAGGAUAGCUAUGGAGCCUCUAGUCCCUGGUGUGAUUACCAGCUCCGGCCAAACUUCCCUAUUGCCAUGGUGGUGGCUCCGGAGCUCUUCACACCUUCCAACGCAUGGAAAGCUCUUGAAGUUGUAGAGAAGAAAUUGAUGGGACCUUUAGGAAUGAAAACGCUUGAUCCAGAUGACAUGGUUUACUGCGGAGUAUAUGACAAUGCUCUGGAUAAUGAUAAUUAUAACGUUGCAAAAGGAUUUAAUUACCACCAGGGACCGGAAUGGCUCUGGCCCAUCGGGUAUUUCCUGCGUGCCAAGUUGCACUUUGCUAAGUUGAUAGACCAGGAAACCUACCAGAAAACCGUGGUGUUAGUGAAGAAUGUACUGUCGCGUCACUACACACAUCUGGAGAGAUCCUCCUGGAAAGGCCUUCCUGAACUAACCAACGAGAAUGGUCAGUACUGUCCGUUCAGCUGUGAGACACAAGCCUGGUCCAUAUCUGUAGUGCUCGAGGUCCUACAUGACCUGUAGACCACUCCACCCUCAUGUCUUGUUUUACUGUAAGAAGAAGCUGGAUGAAGUGGUCACGAGCACUGGAGGAACUACAAGUAUAUGCAAGCACCUGACCUCAACGUGAUGUGACAACACUUACCACAGGGAUUAGUUAUAUGUUCUUCACUGAAGCAGAUAUCUUUGUGUGAAAUGCUUGUUUACUUUGCACGUAACCCAUGUCAGUCCUGCCGUCACCAUAUUGCACAGUGCUUUGUGAGGGUUUCUGUUCUUAACGAUGUAAAUACAGUCAUCAGAUUCCUGGUCGCAAUGGUGCUGCGGUAGAAGCUCUCGUGUGAUUAGGUAGGAGUGCCUGGACGAUACUAAAUUAGCUAGAAUUAUAAUUGUCAAGUAUUACACUGUAUGACGGGGGUCAGGCAUUAGCAAAAUCCAUUUUUAAUGUCGAGGAGACGUGCAUGAAUAGAAGUGCAGAUUUCAGUGGGGUCGGAGGUAUCCAUUUUAAGUAUGAUAACAUCAUAUUUACUUGAGUCUGUUACCAAGGAAAGUAUAUGACGGUCUUCCUGAUCAUAUCAUCGUAGUGUGGAAUGUGUGAGAUGCUGCUUGGUGUUUACUUUAGAUAUGAUUGUUUUAACCGUAAACCUGUGCAAUAAAGCCUAUACUGUUA
Molecule: messenger RNA, 5465 nt
Organism: Bufo gargarizans (Asiatic toad)
Lineage: Eukaryota; Metazoa; Chordata; Amphibia; Anura; Bufonidae
Gene: AGL
Product: amylo-alpha-1, 6-glucosidase, 4-alpha-glucanotransferase
Exons: 34
Coding region: 221-4822 (1533 amino acids)
Biological process (GO): glycogen biosynthetic process; glycogen catabolic process
Molecular function (GO): 4-alpha-glucanotransferase activity; amylo-alpha-1,6-glucosidase activity
Source: RefSeq, a predicted model, not a curated record